CCCGUCGUUGAUACCCGUGGUGAUAUAUUUGGCCCGGCAACACUUUCGUCAUGAGUGAGCAGAGCAUCUGCCAGGCGCGAGCCGCCGUCAUGGUGUAUGACGACGCCAACAAGAAGUGGGUCCCGGCUGGUGGUUCCACGGGCUUCAGCAGAGUCCACAUCUACCACCACACGGGCAACAACGCCUUCCGCGUGGUGGGUCGCAAGAUCCAAGACCAUCAGGUGGUGAUAAACUGUGCCAUUCCCAAGGGGCUGAAGUACAACCAGGCCACGCAGACCUUCCACCAGUGGCGCGACGCCCGGCAGGUCUACGGCCUCAAUUUUGGCAGCAAGGAGGACGCCAACGUAUUUGCUAGUGCCAUGAUGCACGCCCUGGAGGUGCUCAACUCGCAGGACACAGGCCCCACGUUGCCCAGACAGGACCCCCAGGUUCAGAAUGGCCCCACGGCAGAGGAGAUGGAACUGCAGAGAAGGCAGCUCCAGGACCUGCAGAGGCAGAAGGAGCUGGAACGGGAGCAUCAGGAGCGCGAGCGUCAGGAGAGGGAGCGUCAAGAGCAAGAGCGCCUGGAGCGCGAUGCACAGGAGCGUUUGGAGCGGGAGCUUCUGGAGCGGGAGGCGCAGGUGGAGCGCGAGGCACAGGCGGAGCGCGAGGCACAGGCGGAGCGCGAGGCACAGGCGGAGCGGGAGCGCCUGGAGCAGCAGGAGCGCAGCGAGCGUGAGCUGAUGGAGAGGGAGAAGGCAGAGAGGGAGCAGCAGGAGCAGUUGGACAGAGAGCAGCAGGACUGGGAGAGAGGAAGACGCAUCUCCAACGCCGCAACCCCUGCCGCCAUUGCAGCCGCCACCUCUGCCGAGCACCUCUUCCUGCCCGUGGGCCUGGGCCUGUCGGGGCCGGGGGAGCUGGACACAGGCCCAGAGGCCCAUCUGCCUCAGAGGGGCUCCUCCUGUACACCCCAGCCCCAGGAAGUGGCGCAGACCCCGGGGUCACCCGCUGUCGCCCCUCCCCCUCCUCUGCCCUUGCCACCUGGCUCCACUGUGACCUCCCCGGCCACCACCCCGACGACCGGCCACCCACCCCCGCCCCCGCCUCCCCCGCUCCCCCCAACGCUGACUCCAGGUGGGACCCCCCCUCCUCCUCCACCAGGUCUGCCUCCUCCUUCGGGAGCCCCGCUCCCUCCCCCGGCACCCCCGCUUCCCGCCGGACUGUUCUCCCCCGCAGAGGACCAUCCUUUCUCGGGCCUGGCCGCUGCCCUGGCCGGGGCCAAGCUGCGCAAAGUGCAAAGGAGUGACGAUGCAGGGGCGGCUUUGGCGGCGGCCAUGCUGGGAGCCGUAGGAGCCGCGGGAGCCAAAUCUGAAACCAGAGGCAACGGCCCUGUGCCUGGAGGAGGAGGGCUCAUGGAAGAGAUGAGCGCUCUAUUGGCCAGGAGGAGAAGAAUCGCAGACAAGGGCUCGUCACCUGAACCCGACCAGAGAUCGGAGGAGGGCGAGAUCAACACAACCCCUAAAGUGUCAGCCUGUAGCACACCAGACAUGCCCAGAAAGCCGUGGGAAAGAACAAACACCAUGAACGGUAGCAAAUCUCCGGUUAUUGGAAGACCUAAAUCCACCACGACACCCUCUGCAUCCCUAACUGCCAACGGUGUGCCAACAGAAGCCGUCGACUAUGACAGGUUGAAACAGGACAUCCUGGAUGAGAUGAGGAAGGAGCUGUCGAAGCUAAAAGAAGAGCUCAUCGAUGCAAUCAGGGAGGAGCUUGGAAAGUCCAGCACGGUGUAGAGGAUCCAAACUCCCUCUCCACAACUGAUAGACGACCACAGCGGAAGAAAUAUCUAACAAUACAAAAACCAAACAAAAACGGUGACAACAAAAAUGGUGACAACAAUCACGCGAGAGAGAGCGAGGACGUUAAUCGGAGAAGUAUCGGACAGGAACAACAGGGACGGAGUUGCGGUUGGGAGGUCGGGUGCUUGUAACUCACAGAAUCCAUCCUCCUACGAAGCCCCGCCCUCUUCUCAUCCUCCUCCUCCUCCUCCUCCUCUCUCUGAGGGGAUCGCUUCCUGAAGGACAGUGUCUGAAAGAGAAGCACAUGUAUUUUAUGCAAAGAUGAUUUCUUUGUCCUAUAAUAGAAAGCAACACACACACAAUACUGAACUCUUUGAUGAUACUGUAUUAACCCAUCGGCACAUCCGUUUUACGUUGAUGCUAAGAAUACGAACUCUUGUGAUUUACUAUCAAAAUGGCACGUUUUAUUAACAGAGUUUGGAGACAGCAAGGGACGGAAAAUUUAAAAAAGAAACGUCUUUUUUCCGAUAAUGCCAUAGGGUAGCGUGCGUGUGCGAAUGCGUGCAUGCCUGCGUGUGAAUGAGUGCGUAUGGGGGACCGACAGUCUCUGGUGAAGUCCACCACUGCAGGACACUGUAAAGCUUGUCUUCCUCAAAUACUAUUUUAACCUGAAUAUGUACAAAAGAAGAGAAGACAAAAAGUUAUUUAGAAUAAAAAUAAAAAAGAAUAAAAAAAUAAAAGCAUCUAUCAACCAUGUCUGUUCCAGUGUAGAUCGUCGGCCAUAUCAUGUAGCUCAAUAGUCCCACCUUUGCAACGGGAUGCUCUCUUGUCCGUCUCUUAGGAAUCAUAACCGUCGACAUUGUGUCCUCAUCAGUACAGCGGAAAGGGCCGCCGCCUCCCUGUAGCCUCCACCAAGCUCUUUCUGCAAAGAUGGAAGAAAAGACUUUUCCUUCCCCGGUUGUCACAUUUAGGUACUCUGUUUUCAUGUGCCGUCUCAGCCCUUUCCUUUCACACGGGCGACGGGUCGCGGGUCUGCCACGAAAGUUGCGCAAGUUUUCUUACAAGCAAUAAGUGUAGCAUCUAUUUUUAAAGGCCCACCCGCCCCCAACAGUCUCUUCUGUCCCUUUUUUUGUUUUUAUUUUUAUUUGUGGCCCCGGGUUGGACGAUGUUACUGCAGAUAUUCGGUGACUCCAAGUCAGAUUUUUUUUUAUCCUUUUAUUAUUAUUAUUAAUAAUUAUUAUUUGACUGCAUUUCUAAAGUUUAUGAAAGGUGAACCGGACAACCUAAAAAGGACGUGAUUGUGCCAUUUUAAUAUUUUGUGUGCUCACUGACGACGUGCGUUUCAUCUUUCUUUUCUCUCUUUGCCUUUUUCUCCUGCCGAGGUCAAAGUCCUUUCCCUCAGAUGUCCCAUGGAUAAAGGGGGGCCGUCACUUCGUAGACCCACUCACGUCUCUUUCAGCUCGGUGCCGAGUUUGUUUUUCACUAAAACGUACAAUCAACCUGAGUGUGUCGCAGGACUGAUGUCUAAAUGCUGUAGCUAUUGCCUCCAAGAUCAGCUGUCAAGGUCACGGGUAUAAAAAAAAAUCUAAUAAAUCCACCGUUCACCUUAUAAAUGUCAGUAUUUCUGAUUUCAAGGGGCGCUCUGAUGAUUUGUCAUGGUCCUUCCAUAAAGUCGGGAGACUUCCAAUAGGCACUUUGUUUUUUUGUUUGUUUAAAUGGAAACACCCAGCCAAGCGCAUCGAUUUGCACUUUCAGACAACAACAAAACCCCACAGAGCAAAUCAACUCUAACAACAAAGCCUCACUUCUCCGACAGGCGACUUUCUCACCAAAGGAUUCAACUCGGCUCGUCUCCUGCUCAACAUAAUCGCCUUUUUCUUUUCUUUUCUUCAUUUCAUUGUUUGUUUUUUUGUUAUCAUUUUUGUUUUUGAGAGAUCUAUCAAACAAGAAAAGACGCCCAACACCAUUUUUUGGACGUGACCUGAAGGUGGCGAGAAGAAGCUUGUCUGUUCGUGAAGCUACGUGGUUUGUGCCUUGUUCCGAAGUUACAUUUAUUAUGUCGAACAUAUAAAGAUGACUAGUAAUAAUAUCUAGGGGGCUGUCGUUAUGAUCACAUGCAGUUGUUAUUUAGUUUGGUUUUCUUUUUUUUCUGUUUAUUUAAAGGGAGAAUUUGAAUGAACUUGGUACUGUUCCCCACCUAAAAAACAUCUGGUUUUUGGUGUGUUUUUUACAUAAAUGGGAUUUAUUUCCGUUUAGUUGUGAGGUUGCUUUUCUAACCGCUCAGAAGUACAAUCUGGCCCUUGAGACGCGAGGCCUGUCAGGGUUCUUUGCUCCGAGAGGAUCUUUUCUAAAGCGGAAGUCGAGAUGAGUCCGAGUAGUCCAUUCAGACGCACAGCUUUUUUGAAACGGUGCUCUGCAGUGAGGUCUGCUCCACGCUGAUGGAAACACUUACCUUUGUGUGUGAGGCGCCGAGUCACGCAGAUGGGUU
Cyclopterus lumpus (lumpfish) is the source of this 4266-nucleotide messenger RNA. RefSeq names its product ENAH actin regulator (gene enah). Gene Ontology annotation, biological process: axon guidance; actin polymerization or depolymerization; actin polymerization-dependent cell motility. Gene Ontology annotation, molecular function: profilin binding; SH3 domain binding. The record is from RefSeq and is a predicted model, not a curated record. The transcript has 14 exons. Bases 51 to 1772 code for a protein of 573 amino acids. Lineage: Eukaryota; Metazoa; Chordata; Actinopteri; Perciformes; Cyclopteridae.